Molecule: messenger RNA, 1245 nt
Organism: Penicillium maclennaniae
Lineage: Eukaryota; Fungi; Ascomycota; Eurotiomycetes; Eurotiales; Aspergillaceae
Product: OSBP family protein
Exons: 4
Coding region: 1-1245 (414 amino acids)
Biological process (GO): exocytosis; endocytosis; maintenance of cell polarity
Cellular component (GO): cytosol; membrane; intracellular membrane-bounded organelle
Molecular function (GO): oxysterol binding
Source: RefSeq, a predicted model, not a curated record
AUGUCUUCCAAGAAAGAUCCUUCCGGCGGUGUCCCCGCUCACAGCAAGGGCUCAUGGACAAGUUUCCUCAAGUCGAUUGCCUCCUUCAACGGUGAUCUCUCCUCCUUGACUGCUCCUCCAUUCAUCCUGUCAUCCACCUCUCUGACCGAAUACUCGGCCUACUGGGCUGAACACCCCGCCGUCUUCGUCGCUCCCGCUAGGGAGGCCGAUCCCGAAAAGCGGGCUCUUCUUGUGCUCAAGUGGUUCCUGACCACCCUGCACCAGCAGUACUGCAGCCGUAGCGAGAAGCUCGGCAGUGAGAAAAAGCCUCUGAACCCCUUUCUGGGUGAGCUGUUCAUUGGCAAGUGGCAGACCGACAAGUCGGACCCCGAGCUCGGCGAGACCACCUUGGUCAGUGAGCAAGUCAGUCACCACCCUCCUGCGACUGCCUACGCUAUCCGAAAUGAAAAGCACGGUGUCGAACUGCAAGGAUACAAUGCCCAGAAGGCGUCUUUCUCGAGCACCAUUCAGGUGAAGCAGAUCGGUCACGCCCUUUACACCCUCACCUUGCCCGGCACCCAAGAAAAGGAACGCUACCUCAUCACUCUCCCCAAUAUGCACAUCGAAUCCCUGAUCUACGGCACUCCCUUCGUCGAGCUGGAGAAGACCGCCAAGAUCGCCAGCAGUAGUGGCUAUGUUUCCAAGAUCGAUUUUUCCGGCAAGGGCUGGUUGAGCGGCAAGAAAAACACCUUCACGGCCUACCUUUACAAGGCCAGUGAGGGUGAGAAGCACCCUAUCUACACAAUCGACGGCCAAUGGUCCAACACCUUCACCGUGAAGAACGCCAAGAAAGAAGAAGUCGACAAGUGGGUGGUCGCUGAGAACAAGACUACCCCGCUUACCCUUGCUCCGCUCGAACAGCAGGAUGUGUACGAGUCUCGCCGCGCCUGGAAGGACGUCGCCGAGAACAUUCAAAAGAGCGACAUGGACGCCGUCUCUGCACACAAGUCGCGUAUCGAAAAUGCUCAGCGCGAGCUCCGUCGCAUCGAAAAGUCUGAGGGCCGCGAAUGGGAACGCCGAUUCUUCAGCCGAAUCGACCCCAAGGACGAUGACCCCGAAGUUCAGAAGCUAGCUAGCGCUCUCGACCUGCCCUCUAAUCUGGAUGGCGACAAGACAGGUGGAAUCUGGCGCUUCGAUGCCCAGCGCGCCGCGGGUGCUCAGCCACCAUAUUUCAAGGUUGGUGGCGAGGGGCUCGGCCUCGAGUGA